Molecule: messenger RNA, 3317 nt
Organism: Stegodyphus dumicola
Lineage: Eukaryota; Metazoa; Arthropoda; Arachnida; Araneae; Eresidae
Gene: Rtel1
Product: Regulator of telomere elongation helicase 1
Biological process (GO): telomeric loop disassembly; negative regulation of DNA recombination; DNA recombination
Cellular component (GO): nucleus
Molecular function (GO): DNA helicase activity; ATP binding; hydrolase activity, acting on acid anhydrides, in phosphorus-containing anhydrides
Source: RefSeq, a predicted model, not a curated record
UUUGACUGUAUUGAUUAUAAGCGCAAGGCGCUCAAAUUGCGCAAAGUUUGAUUUGAGAUUACUCUUCUUUGUUGUUUUCUAAUUAAAAUAAUGUCACAACAAAUUAUUAGUGGCAUUCCGGUGUUAUUUCCAUAUUUGCCAUAUAAAGUUCAAGAAGAUUACAUGAAAAAAGUAAUUGAAUGCCUUCAAAAGGGUGUUAAUGGUAUUCUUGAAAGUCCCACUGGUACUGGCAAAACACUUAGUCUUCUGUGUUCCUCUCUUGCAUGGUUAGAAACUCGGAAAGCUCAGCAGCAACUUUCUGUAAUACAGAACUCUCUUACUGGUGUUUCUGGAAUUUUGAGUGAUUUAAAAUCUGCAAUAGAUGGAGUAACAGGAAGUUGGGAUUCUGGAACAAACUUCAUGCUUCCUAAAAUCAUAUACAGUUCCAGGACACACUCUCAAUUAUCUCAGGCUAUUCAAGAGUUAAAAAGGAGCAGCUAUAAACAUGUGAAGUCAGUUGCUCUUGGUUCACGAGAUCAGCUCUGUAUACAUCCAGAAGUAAGCAAAGCGGAAACACAUGCAACCAAACUGUAUAUGUGUCGAUCCAAAAUCAAGAGCAAAACUUGUCCAUUUCAUUUGAAUUAUGAAGAAAAGAUAAUUUCACAGACUGAUUAUCAGGAAACAUCAAUAGCAGAUAUAGAGGAUUUAAUUACUUUAGGAAAGAAGCACACUGUAUGUCCUUAUUAUGCUGCUCGAAAUCUGAAAUCUAAAGCUGAUAUCAUAUUCACACCUUACAACUAUAUAAUAGACCCGAAAAGCAGACGAUCCCAUGGGAUAGAACUACAAGGAAAUGUUGUGAUAUUUGAUGAAGCUCACAAUAUAGAAGGUGCCUGUGAAGAAAGCAUGUCAUUCCAGUUACGCUCAAGUGAUCUUGCACUCUGCAUCAAUGAGGUGACACAAACGAUGCAGUUGGUGAAAGAUUAUGAUAAUAAAGAUUUCUCUAGCUUGGAUAAUGGAGCUCCAGAUUUUACUUUGACUGAUCUUUCCAUUUUGAAAGUUAUGUUUUGUGAAUUAGAAGAACUGCUUGAUAAAGCAGUUUCUGAAUGUUCUUCAAAAGAUGGAUCAAAACCUGGUGAUUAUGUUAUUGAGAUUCUUUCUAAAGUUGAAAUAACUCCACAAAGAAAAGAUGUAGUUUUGGAAUUACUGGAUAAGAUAAUUCUUUAUCAUUCAUCAAAUAUUGUAAAUAUCUGGAGUUCAAAAGGUGCAGGCUUACAACGAUUUUCUGAUCUUCUAAAUAUUUUAUUUUCAAGGGUGUCUUCAGAUGCUUAUCGUGAACUUAAUUUUAAAAAAGAAUUUACUGCAAAAUACAGGGUUUUUCUUCAAUAUGAAACACCAAAUAAAUUUCAAAGUUCUGCUGAUCCUUGGGCUGUGGCUCCUGCAGGAACAAAAAAGAGGCAAGGCUGGAAGUUAGACUGUUGGUGUUUCUCACCUGGACUUGGAAUGCAGGAUAUAGUAGAUCAUGGAGUUCACAGUAUUAUAUUAACAAGUGGUACCUUAUCUCCUCUUGGACCUAUGAUUAGUGAAUUGGGUGUGAACUUCCCAGUGCAGCUUGAAAAUCCACAUAUUAUAGAAGAUAAUCAAGUUUUUGUUGCCGUUGUAGCUAACGGUCCCGAUGGAACACCUCUCAAUUCGUCUUAUCAAAACAGGUCUAAUGAAAGAUAUAUUAGUUCUUUAGGUCGUACUCUCACAAAUUUUUCUAGAUUGGUUCCAGAUGGUCUUUUAGUAUUUUUUCCUUCAUAUUCUGUCAUGAAAACAAAUAUAGGUAAAUGGGAAGAAAAUGGGAUUUGGCAAAAUUUAUCAGGCAUGAAACCAGUUUUCAUUGAACCACAAGGCAAAGAUGCAUUUCAAGAGAGUAUAGAAGCAUAUUAUAGUGCUAUCAAAGAGCCUAAUUCAAAAGGAGCUACUCUAUUAGCUGUGUGUAGAGGAAAAGUAAGUGAAGGUUUGGAUUUUGCUGACAGAAAUGCUCGUGCUGUAGUUAUAACCGGCUUACCUUUUGCACCUUCAAUGGACCCUCGAGUUAAAAUGAAGAUGCAAUAUUUGGAUUCUCUAGCUAAAGAAAAUAAGGGAUUACAUGGCAAUGACUGGUAUGUACUACAAGCAUCUAGAGCUGUCAAUCAAGCUAUUGGAAGAGUAAUUAGGCAUAAAGAUGAUUUUGGAGCCAUACUUUUGUGUGAUGAUAGAUUUAAGCAAGUACGCAUACAGAAUCAGCUGUCAAAAUGGAUCCAUGGGCAUGUACAUGUUUUUGAUUCAUUUGGACCUCUCCUUAAGCAGUUGUCAAGCUUUUUCAAAACUUUAGACAAGGAGCCUUUAAAGUCAAAAUUUGAUACAAAGAUGGGAGGAUUUCAAUUAGGCUCAACAAUAGUUAACACAGGACAUUUAAAUAUGAAGGAUGCAAGUCAACAGAAUCAAAAGACUGAAAACUGUGAAAGAGUCUUUGCAGAAAAUAUCUUUGAGAGUUAUAAGAUUAAUGAUAGAGGACUUUCCGUAAAAGCAGAAAAUAAUUCUAGCAGCAUAUUUGAUAUGAUGGAAAAUAACAGUCAAGUAACAUCAUGUGCUCAGAUGAGUAAAUCUGUUGUGAAAUGUGGUUCCUCUGUAACAUCUAUUGAUGCCUCUCAAACAUCUAUUGAUCCUGUUGCAUCAACUAGUAGAGCAAAAUCUAAAGAUGCAAAAAGAAGAAAAAUUUCAAUUUCAUUUCGUCAAGCACAUCAGCCUGAUAGUGAAAAAUCUACUACUGAAAUGUGGAAAACAUUUCUUAUUGAGAGCUGGAAUCAUGUGGUUGCGCAAAAGAGACGCAUACAUCUCACCAGUGGAAGAUGCGUUUUAUUUUAUUUAGAUUUACAACCUUUAGGUGCAACAGAAAAUUAUGGAAAGUUUUGUUCUGCUAUAAAAGAAUUUAAAGCCAAUAAAAAUGUUGAAAAUUUUGCAACUAAUAUGAAGAUGAUAUUUUCUGGAAUUCCUGAUAAAAACAAGUAUUUACAAACUGCAUCAUUGUUAGUUGGAAGUCAAAACAGAGAAUUAUUUUUAGCUGUAUGUUCCUAAAAAUAGGUGUAACUAAUUAUUCAUAUUAAUGGAACAAAAUAGUUGAAAUCAUCUAUUCAAUUUUGAUGAAGUUAUUCCAAUACCAAGUCAUUAUUUUUAAGUGAAUAUCUCUGUAAAAGGGCUUCCAAAAACUAUAAUCUGUCUCAUUUGUGAUACAUUGUACAUAUUUUAUUUUUCAUGAAAUAUGGCUGGUCCAUGUUUAAAUAUAUGUAUAUACCCAAUAAAUAUGCUUUUUAUAA